Hirundo rustica (Barn swallow) is the source of this 1624-nucleotide messenger RNA. RefSeq names its product killer cell lectin-like receptor subfamily G member 1. The coding region runs from base 318 to 1046 and encodes 242 amino acids. NCBI's taxonomy places the organism in Eukaryota, Metazoa, Chordata, Aves, Passeriformes, Hirundinidae. The transcript has 6 exons. The record is from RefSeq and is a predicted model, not a curated record.
UGAACCUUUCAAUAUAUUCUCUUGUUCCAUGAACAUGACAUUAAAAAUUGCUCAAACAGAGGUUGGUGCAAUUAUGGCAGGAACAGCUUGCCAUGGUUGUCACUACAAGUCUGAAAUGAUAGAGCUUUGUUCUGGAGUGGAAGAAUUCAAGUUUCCUGUGUGGGUCACCACAGUACUUAUUUCUCAUGUGCAGUUGCCCUUUUUCAGUCAGAUGGUAAUGGUUACUUUGUCACCCUGCAGAGUCAUGUAUGGAGAAUAGGACAGAGGCACCCCCUGUUCUACUGUUACAUUUCAGCUUCCUCCUGUGGAGUUAAGAAAUGAUUCCGAAGUGCUCUGUGCAAAGCUCAGCUGACCCUCAGGGAAAUCCAGAUCCAGGUCCAGGCUUUGUGGCAGAUGGGACUUCUAAAUGCCAAGUAAAACAAGGUAAAGAAAAGCAACACUUAAAAGCAUGUGAGAGGGACAAAAAUGAGCGCGUCUAUCAGAAUGUGAAAUACAGAACUGCCGAGAGACAGAGGAGAAGGCAAAGAACAGAGGGGAACAGGGACACCAAGAACAAAGGUUGUCCUGUUUUUUCUACUACCUGCUGGAUUAUUGCAGUGAUUCUAGGGAUCCUCUUCUUGGCAUUGCUGGGAAUAACAGGGCAUCUUAUUACCAAGGGCUGUCCAUGUCCAUGCUGCCCUGAGCAGUGGGUGGCCUACAGGGGCAGCUGUUACUCCAUCUCCAAGGAGGAGAAAGACUGGAAUUCCAGCCAGGAAUCCUGCUGGGCGCAGGGAGCUCAUCUCCUGGUGAUCAGCAAUACCAGUGAAAUGGACUUCUUCCAGGUACUACACAACAAGUUCCACUGGAUUGGUUUGCAGAGGGGCACUGAUGGGGACUGGGUCUGGGGAGAUGGCUCAAAACUGAGUAACCAAAAGAUCAAGUCCAACAGCCAGGUACAGAAAUGUGGUGUUCUGAUGAAUGGUGCCAUCCAUGCUUCCAGCUGUGAAGUCCCUGCCCCAUGGAUCUGUGAGAAAUCUGCUCAGUGGCCUCUGUGGACCUUGUCUUAGGAAGUAUUCUUUGGGGAGCUGUGCUAAGGCCUGAUUCCUGUGAAGUUCCUCUGAGAGGAGCUGUGUUCCUUGCUCCUGAGCCACCUGCCGCACUGCAAGGAAUGAAUGCAGCUGCCACAGGAGGUCUGAGCGCUGCUCCUGGCUCCAUUCAGGAUCACUCUGGUGAUGUUCACAUUCAUAGCCCUCACUUAGUGACAGACGGUCUUCAAAGUGGUAGAGAAGGGCGAGGAGAAAUUUCUCUGAGUCUCUCAGUCAUUUUCAGAGGUCCUUGAGCACUGUCACUGCUGUUUUGAAAUUCUGGGGAGAAGUGAGCUUGUAAUCUGUGAGCUCAUGCAAGCUCUGAGUUUAUUUCCCUCUUUUGUGAUACUGGUGACAUGCACCAAAGCUGAAAGCUAGCCUGAAGUUUGAAGUUGGCCUAUUUCUGCAAGUGAUCAGAAGAUGUCCCCAGGACCUUUCUAACAUGAAUUCUUCUGUGCUUUACGUUUGUACCUGGAGAAAACUGGAGCAUGGCUUCUAGUGUUACAUUGCUGUGUAAAUAGCUGUGAAAGAGUGAACCUGCUGCCCUGCUGAGCUGAAAA